Molecule: messenger RNA, 888 nt
Organism: Fusarium subglutinans
Lineage: Eukaryota; Fungi; Ascomycota; Sordariomycetes; Hypocreales; Nectriaceae
Product: amidohydrolase 2
Exons: 1
Coding region: 1-888 (295 amino acids)
Molecular function (GO): hydrolase activity
Source: RefSeq, a predicted model, not a curated record
AUGCCAGUACCCAUUUUACCGCCUGCUGCAUGGAAUUCCCAUGUGCACUGCUUCGACCCGGAGCACUACCCUUUCAAAACAACGCGCGCUUAUACCCCGCAGCCAGCAGCAUUGCAAGACCUCAUUCAGAACUCAAGAUCGGAUAAUGUGAUGCUUGUACAAGCGACCAUUGAAGAUGGAUAUGAAGGCUUGUUGGAACACCUGCAGCAAUGCCGGGACCUGUAUCCCGAUAAGCUUGUCCGUGGGACUAUCUUUUGGGAUCCUGGAAGUACGGGUUUGAAGAGCCUCACUGAAUUUGAGUUUGAGAAGCUGCAUAACGCAGGGGUUCAAUCUGUGAGGAUUCAUGGCUCAUAUGGCGGUUCUGGCGAUGAUGUAUCUUGGGUGGUACAGCAAUUCCUGGACGUUGCUUCUCAUUGCCCUCUGCGUAAAUAUAACUGGAGUAUCUCAGCACAAUUACCGCUCAAGACAUGGUCUUCAAUUGCAGAAACGCUCUCUUCUCAUCGAGACCUCAAAGAAAUCCCCAUAAUCAUUGAUCACAACGCUUCCGCAACAUCAGCCGACAUCAACACCCCCGCCUUCACCUCCCUUCUACACCUUCUCAUCUCCUCAAACACCUACAUCAAACUCGGUGCCCUCCACCGAAGAAGCACCCAAAUCUCCCAAAUGGAGCACAUAAUAAAAACCAUCGCAAACGCCGCGCCUGACUCAAUCCUCUGGGGAAACGACUGGCCGCACUGCAAUGCUGCGAUCCGAGGACUUACCCCGACGCCUCCGCUUGAAGUAGACACAGACCAGGAGCUUGGACUGUUGAGGGAUUGGCUUACGGAGGAGCAAUGGGAGCGUAUGCUUGUUUUGAACCCCAAACGGGUAUUCGGCACGCGGGGGUAG